CACCGCUAACCACUAGCCAGAACCCCCUCCUGGGCUAUGUAUAACCACUACUAUUUAUACGGAAAAGACCAUGUCCUCCAAACGGUGGCGGUCACCACCCUCCCAGAAACCUCUCUCCAAGACAACAGCUACUGGGUGAUCCUGAUACACGGUGGCGCCUGGCGAGACCCGACGCAGACCUCUAUCGGAUACCUCACCCACGCCGCGUCCAUCCUGACCUCCUCGCCCGCCUACACGUCCUCCACCCUCCCUCGCAUCGCCGCCUUCGCGUCCAUCGAGUACCGCCUCAGCCCGCACCCCGCUCACCCGCAGGACCGCCACACCACCGACCCUCGCGAGUACCGCGCCGCGAAACACCCCGACCAUCUCGCUGAUGUGCAGGACGCGCUGGCCUUCCUGCAGCGCAAGUACGGGUUUGGCGAGCGGUACAUUCUCGUCGGGCAUAGUUGCGGUGCGACUAUGGCGUUCCAGUCGGUGAUGGGGUGUUUGCGCAGCGGCGGAGAUAAUGAGGAAGAGCUGGAUGAGGAGCGGAAGGUCUCUCCCUUUGCUCCGACGGCGAUCCUAGGCAUGGCGGGGAUCUACGAUCUGAGGCUCCUGCGCGACACGUUCCGUGAUGUGUCUGCGUAUCAGGAGAUCGUCGAGGGGGCGUUCGGCAAAGACGAGGCCGUCUGGGACGCGGUCUCCCCUGCGGCGGUGCAGGGACCGAGCGGGGUGGCGGGGUGGAAGGCCGGUCGGUUGGCCGUGCUGGCAUACUCGCCGGAGGAUGGGCUGGUGGAUCCGACGCAGCGAGAGGCCAUGAGGCAGGCGUUGGCACCUUGGGAGAAAGGCCAUUCCCACGUUAAGAGUCGGCGUGUGGAAUUGCUGUCACUCACGGGCAGUCAUGAUGAAUCUUGGGAGAAAGGGCAAGAUCUGGCGAGGGCGAUUGCUUUCACAAUCGACAAGCUGGACGAUUGAUGAUUGUCUUCCCUUUUCGAUAGACGCAUUCCCCGUACAUAACAUCUAGACAGUGCAGGACAGAAUGACUGCAUGUUUACA
Aspergillus steynii IBT 23096 is the source of this 1035-nucleotide messenger RNA. Its product is annotated as arylformamidase. The record is from RefSeq and is a predicted model, not a curated record. Gene Ontology annotation, molecular function: arylformamidase activity. Lineage: Eukaryota; Fungi; Ascomycota; Eurotiomycetes; Eurotiales; Aspergillaceae. The transcript has 3 exons. The coding region runs from base 37 to 954 and encodes 305 amino acids.